Hermetia illucens (black soldier fly) is the source of this 1470-nucleotide messenger RNA. RefSeq names its product E3 ubiquitin-protein ligase RNF4-like. The record is from RefSeq and is a predicted model, not a curated record. The transcript has 3 exons. Lineage: Eukaryota; Metazoa; Arthropoda; Insecta; Diptera; Stratiomyidae. The coding region runs from base 336 to 1028 and encodes 230 amino acids.
UUGUUGAAAUUUUAAUCGCUACCUCUGCAGAAAAUGAUGUUAUUUGAUUGUUUUUAUGUGUCCCUAAGACGCGUUCAUACCAGUAUGCACUUUAUGCGGUGUCUAAGAUAAAGUAAGUAUUAGCACGAUGGGGCGACAUCUAUUAGAAUGCGUUUUUACAAUAUUGUCGAAGGUACAUUCCCUUUUAAAUACUGAGCAGCUCAACAACCUGUCAGAUUCAGAUAUGACAUGAACGCUAGUACUUCAAGAGACGGCUGGACAGUUUGUUUUGUUGUAGUGCAUGCAAUUCCCCCGAAGUCCUUAUCCUGCGUAAUUUUCUACAAAAUACUCGAGUGAUGUCUUCAUGUCCUGCGAUUAAAAGUGAGUUUUUCGACGAUGAUAGCUUGGACGAUGUGGCGGAUCUGAUAAGCCGAGCCGAGGCUAUCAUUGAAGAGAAUCGACAGCGCAUUCAAAACAGGCGAUCCCAGAAUCUGGACAGCAUUCGGGAGCAAGCUAUAGCGAUGCUUCGCGAGCCUUCACCUAGAUUAGACGAGGACAAUAUAGUGGAACACGAAUCUGCUAUUAUUGAACCAGAACAAAGUACAUCAAACCGGACGUUGCCAUCCGAUUUGGAAGAUGAUGUGAUAUUUGUUUCCUGUCAACAAGCUCCUCCAAAUAGAAACGUAGUUAUAGAUUUAAGCACACCAGAUACUGCAUUAGACAAGCAAUCCAAACGCCGCAGAAGAUCCCGCCUCCUGGAAACUAAUGACGCUCCAACCGAAGUUGUUAAUAUUAAUGACACGCCUAGCGAUACCGCCAAAGCAAAUAUUUCAAGACUAGACAUUCCAUUCGCCCAUCAACAGUCCAACCGGAAUGAAUUCCACAUAAACUGCGCAAUAUGUCUUGAUGCAUGCCGAAAACCCACAUCGACGCUGUGCGGUCAUGUUUUUUGCGAGAAAUGUAUUAAAGCAGCAAUAGCUAGUUCUCACAAAUGUCCUUUAUGUAAGCGUAAAUUAUCUAGUAAAGGUAUUCAUCCUUUGUUUUUGUAAGCAAAAGUCAUCUCCACUUUCUAUGUUACUGCAUCGGCUGCUUUCUUAGGUCUAAUCAAUUUGUUUUAGAAUAAAGAUAGUAUUACAAAUAUGAAUAUUUCAUUCCUUCCACGGAGCAAUCUCGAUGAGAGAUUUUAUAUCUUAAAAUAUGAUCAUAAUACUUUUGCAUACAAAAAUAAUUAAUUUCUAGUCGACCCCCAGGUUCACAAAUUAUUGAUUACAGUAAGCCAAGAAUUGUUAUUUGACAACCAGUAAUUCGGAAAGAAUGUUAUAUUCACGAAGCUUGCGCCAUUUUUUAUAUAUAUUUAUUUACCUUAAAUUACUCAGUCUAGACUAGGAGAUACAUCCCUUUGUUUCACUAUUCCAUUAUCAAUUUCGCGAAAAUAAAAAAAAAAUCUGGAAAGAUAAAAAUUUUCCCAACCAAUUCCAGAAAAAUAUUUAA